AUGGCGGUAGAGGCAGUAGUGUCUGUUGUGUUACAGAAACUAAACGAUAUGCUGAAAGCGCAAUCACUGAACCAAAACACGCUCAUAGUUUAUGAAGUGCAAGAGAUCAUGAAGUCACUCAACUCGAUAAGAGAGUUGAUGAUCUCCAUUAAGAGUAUCAACCACAAAGCACAUGACUAUCUUGAUGAUGUUUAUAUGAUCGAGGACAAGGUCGAGAAGUUCACCCUCCAUGUUGUCUGCCGGAGGAAGGUAUUUGGUUUCUUGACUAACCAUAUUUUCAUCAUCAACAACUUGAACUCUUGCAAGAAGAUCCACCAGAAAGUAAAGAAUAUCGUUACCCGCCUGAUGGAGCUAAAAGGCCAGCAACGUCACAUAAAGAUGACUACUAUUAAGGGAGCUCUUUAUAAAGACACAAGUGAUGACGAAAAUGCAGAUGGAAAAUAUAAAACUAUUCCUGUCAACCAUGUGGAGGAACUAAGCUUCAGCUACUCAUGCAACGAAGAAGCAAUGCAGAUUGUCGGUGUCAAAGACCGUUUUCAGGAAACAAAACACAUGUCAAGCUUUUCAUAUAGGGAAAAGGAAAUGGACAUCUUUGGGUUGAAAGAAGAUAUCAAGACUUUGGUGAAUCAUCUCAUAAACGACAGUGAACAUGUGUUUUCAAUUGUUGGUCAAAGGGGAAUAGGCAAAACAACACUUGCUCGUGCAAUCUACAAGCAUAGAGACAUCAAGAAGCAUUUUGAAUUCCGUGCUUGGGUUUCCAUGUUACCCGACUAUUCCACAAAAGACGUCCUCCUAAGCUUGUUGAAAGCAAUGGAUAGCAUUACGGUCAAAACAACUAAUAUGGACGAUGAGAAAGAAAUGAAGCUGAAGCUCGGCAUAUACCUUACAAAUAAGAGGUAUUUGGUUGUCUUAGAUGGUGCAAAUACUUGCUAUAUUCGUGAAGAUCUGAAAGAAAUCUUCACAGAUGUAAAGAAUGGAAGUAAGUUAGUCUUGACUUCUUCACAAACAAUGGAUACUAUACAACCGAGUAUACCUUUGCCUGGUAUGUGUCCCCUAAAUGAAGCAGACACUUUGGAAAUGCUCAAAGAGAAGGUCGGUGAAGAGAAGAGUCCGGAUCUACUUCCAGAAAAUUCAAAGCUAAUUCUGCAGAUCUGUAAAGGUUUACCCCUCAAUAUUGUUCUGCUUGCUCGUCUUCUCUCAAUGAGGGAUCCAAGCAAUUGGCCUCAACUCUUCUCUCGCAUGAAAAACUCUGUGAGCAUAUUUUCUCUUUGCUAUGAUGACUUGAGUGACGACUUGAAGGUAUGCCUGCUUUAUUUAGUGCUUUUCCCUAAAGAAUUUGACAUCCCAGUAAGGAGGUUGUUGCGGUUGUGGCUUGCUGAAGGCUUUGUGAAAGAGAACUUAACCCAAGAAUUUCAAGAAGAUACUGCACAAAUGUACUUUGAAGAAUUAGUCAACCGAAACAUGAUUCAAAUAUCAAAAUUAAGGUCUGACAAUAGCCCAAGAGGAUGUCGAGUGCUUGGUCCCCUGCAUGAUUUUUUGCGCCCGAAAGCCAGGCAAACCAAUCUCUUCUACACCUAUAGCAACUUACUAGAUUCUGAGGAAGUAGGUUCUUUAAAUAUACGUAGGUUGGUUGAGUAUGAAUCUCCAAAGAUGGAACAAGGAACUGACAGAACGAAAAUCCCAGGAAAGGAAAAUGGCGCUUACCCUUCUUCAAGUUACUUAUCUUCGUUUACAUCAGGUGAGAAUAAAACCAAAAAUCAGUCUGAAAUCGAAAUGUCAAAUCUGUUUUCCCCUAAGAAAACACAGCCAAAAAGUUCAGGGUUUAAUCCUUCUAACCUGCGGUCUUACAUAUCAUUUAACCAUCGAAAAACAGAUUAUAAGCAGGCUAAACAAAUUGGAAGUUUUUUGUGUAAUAUUAUAAAUGAUGGCUUUGGGUUAUUACGGGUGCUUGACCUAGAAGGUGUAUAUAAACCAAUCUUGCCUGAAAAUCUAGGUAACUUAUGCAAUAUAAGGUACUUGGGUCUAAGAUUUACAUAUCUGGAUAGUCUUCCUGAAUCAGUAGGAGAGUUGACCCACUUGGAAACCUUAGAUCUAAAACAUACAUGCAUAGAUGAGCUACCUGAUUCCAUUUUGAGAUUGAAGAAACUUCGCCAUCUCAAUCUUAACGAAAUGUAUCUCAAUGAGAAACUACAAUAUUCGUUGAGGCUCUUGACACUGUGGGGAUUGUGUCUGGACGAGAAAGUCUCGAUAAAGGAUGGUUUGGAUAAAAUGCAAAUCCUUAGAGAAUUGGGUAUUACGUUCCUCCUAGGUACCAACCAGGAAGAUCUACUGAAUUGGAUUGGCAACUCAAGGGAUUUACGUUCACUAAGGUUGCGAUCCAAGGAUAAUUUGGGGCGCCCUUCAAAACUCAUGUUCAAAUCAAUGUCGAAUCUGGUGCAACUUUCCCACCUAAACUUGUUGGGUAAUUUAGAGAAACUGCCCCAUCAAAACGAAUUCCCACCAACACUCAAGGUCUUGACACUGUCCAUCUCACUGCUAGAGCAAGAUCCUAUGGAAACACUUGGUCAACUUCCCUGCCUAACAGUCCUCCGGCUAUUAGGACAGUCCUUCAUAGGGAAAGAAAUGGUUUGUCGCAAAGGAGGGUUUACUAAGCUUAGAGAGCUGAAAAUGUGGAUGCUGAAGGAGUUGGAGAGCUGGUCGGUUGAAGAAGGGUCGAUGCAAAGCCUCAAACAUCUAGAUAUUAGAUGUUGUGAAAAAUUACAAACUAUUCCAGUCACAUUGCUGCAACAACAUCAAUUAGAAAAGCUAGUUUUGACAAGCAUGCCACAUGCAUUCACAGCUGAGGUCAAGCGAUUAAAAUCAGAACACACAUCCUUGACCAUCAAUCAUUGGAAAUUUCCUCCAUUACCUCAGUGGGAGUCCAAGGAUUCGACUUUGGUGAAACAUGGCAAAAAUUGAAUCUCCAAGUGAUGUCAAUAAUACAUAUAAGAAGGCUACCCACGGGUAUUAGUAUUACUUUAAGUAAAGUCUAAUUUUCAGGGAAAAUAGAUGUACGUGCUACUGAUGAGCAAAAGAUUGGUAGAUUUGUGUGGAUUAAAAAUAAUGGGGAUGAAGUUAAGUUCAGUGUAAGCAGAGUGUAAGCAGGGCCUGGAAUGACUAUGAAUGCAAAGUGAGAUGGGUCAAGCUGGUUUGGUUCAAUCAACGCGUGCCUAGCCAUGCAUUUAUCAUUUGGUUAGCGGGGAAGGCUGAGUACCCAAGAUAGGUUAUCAAAGAGGCACCCUAAUAAACAAUUUGAAUGUGCAUUAUGUAAAGGUCAAAAAGAUCAUAUGGAACAAUUAUUUUUCACUUGUGAAUAAUCUAAUUGGAUAUGACAGGAGGUUAGGGUAACAGUUAAGGUUCAAGGUAUCCCUAGUGCUUGGGAUGGGAAUAUAGAAUUGUGAAAUGGUUUAUAGAUUCUAAAUAUCUAGUCCCAAAACAGUUUGGAAUGUGGUUAAAAGGAUCUCAUUUGCUGCUAGUGUGUGUUGGAUUUGGAGGGAAAGAAAUGUGAGACUGUUUAAGCAAAAUAGUAGACCAAAGGAAAAAUAUAAGGGAGAAUAUCCUGGAAUUAAUUAAACUCAGAUUGAUAUGUCUGAAGUUUAAAAAUUGUAGUGCUUAUAACGAGUUGAGGAUAAAUCAGAUAUGCGUUAACUGGUGAUUAUGUUUGACUGCUAGUUGGGUAGGUAAGCGUGCAGAUUUGCUUGGUUUUAUUGACUAUUUGACUGAAUGCUGGUGCUUGGAAUGUAUAAUUGGGAGUUGCAGUGUGAAUUAUAUGCAGGGGGACAAGACUUGUCUGUGAUGUUGUUUCAAUGUUUGUGCAGGAAUGGAGGUGUAGGAUGUGUGAUGAUUAGCAUGGUAGGAUUAAAUUUGUGUAUGUAGUUGAUGUAUAGUAUAGUAUCUUUGUGUUGUUGGUUCUGGUUUAGUAGUGGUGGGCAUGUCCACCAUUGAAAGACUAAAGAGCUUGGAUGUAUAAUUUUGGUGUAAAUAAAAUUUAAGAGGUACUGUUAAAUAAAAAAAAGUCUAUAUAUCAGUAUGUGAACUAGGGAAGGAAGUAAGACAGGAUAAGACUGCUACUAUUCAGACCUCAUAUACAUCUACACCAACUCAGAUUCCACCCCCAGACAAAGUGGUUCCAAAAAUACAUGCUAGUAAUGCAUUUUCCGCAUCGGAUGAAGGAUUUGAUGUAAGGGAUCAUGAAAUGGACUUUGUUUUGGAGAGAUGGUUGAAGCUGAGAAAAAGAAGUAGAACGAGCAAAAGGGUGGUGAUUCUUCUUCUUUAGAUGACGAGGCAAUCAGAAAUCCAUAAUGAAACAUCUAAUUAUAUGCCUAUAUGGCUCAUGUGGGAUGAAACUAUCGCUAGUUUCCGUGUAAUAUUUCUUUCAUUGUUUGAUUAGAAUCAUAUUAGAAAGAAAGAAAGAAACAAGAGUCAUAUUUUGAGAUUGAUUUUCCA
Erigeron canadensis is the source of this 4485-nucleotide messenger RNA. RefSeq names its product putative disease resistance protein At1g59780. Gene Ontology annotation, biological process: defense response to other organism. The record is from RefSeq and is a predicted model, not a curated record. Gene Ontology annotation, molecular function: protein binding; ADP binding. Lineage: Eukaryota; Viridiplantae; Streptophyta; Magnoliopsida; Asterales; Asteraceae. The transcript has 2 exons. The coding region runs from base 1 to 2958 and encodes 985 amino acids.